GCCUAGACGAGGCCUGCCCCGCUCCGGCUAGACCCCGACACGGCCUGCCAUCAUGGCGCUGCGCGGCGUGCGGGUGCUGGAGCUGGCGGGCCUGGCGCCGGCGCCGCUCUGCGGGCAGAUCCUGGCCGACUUCGGCGCCCAAGUGGUGCGGGUGGAUCGCUUCAGCCGGCCGGCCAUGACGGCGGACGUGCAAGGCCGCGGCAAGCGCUCCCUGGCGCUGGACCUGAAGCAGCCCCGGGGCGCCGAGACGCUGACUAGGCUCUGCCUGAGGGCCGACGUGCUGAUCGAGCCCUUCCGACCAGGGGUCAUGGAAAAUCUUAAUCUUGGUCCAGAUGUUCUCCUUAAGAAUAAUCCUAAACUCAUUUAUGCUAGGCUAACUGGAUUUGGCAGUUCAGGAGCAUAUAGCAAGAUGGCAGGUCACGAUAUCAAUUAUUUGGCUGUGUCAGGUGUGUUAUCAAGACUUGGGAGAAAAGAUGAAAAUCCUUAUGCUCCUGUCAAUCUUUUGGCUGAUUUUGCUGGUGGCGGCGUUAUGUGUGCACUGGGUAUAAUUAUAGCACUGUACGAACGCACAAAAUCUGGUAAAGGGCAAGUCAUUGAUGCAAGUAUGGUAGAAGGUGCAGCAUACCUAAGUUCUUUUCUGUGGAAGUCACAAAACUUGGGCCUUUGGAACAGACCUCGUGGAGAAAACCUGCUAGAUAGUGGAGCCCCUUUUUAUGAAACAUACGAGACCUCAGAUGGGAAAUUCAUGGCUGUUGGUGCAAUUGAGCCACAGUUUUAUAAGCAGCUUAUCAGUGGUCUGGGGCUAGAUUCUCAUAAACUUCCUGAUCAGUAUGAUUUUUCCGGCUGGCCUGAAAUGAAGAAAAAGUUUGCUGACCUGUUCUCAAAGAAAACCCAAGCAGAAUGGUGUGGAAUCUUUGACAACACAGACGCCUGUGUGACGCCAGUUUUGUCUUUUGACGACGUCGCCUUGCAUCCACACAACAAGCAACGUGGGGCUUUCCUUAAAAAUGAUCAGGAAGAGAUAAGUCCUAGACCAUCUCCGCUUCUUUCCAGGACCCCAGCUACCCCUUCUUCCAAAAGGGAUCCAUUUAUAGGAGAGCAUACUGAAGAGAUUCUCUUGGAUUAUGGCUUUUCUAAGGAAGAGAUCGCGCAGCUUAAAUCUCUUAAAGUGAUUGAAUCCAACAAGCCAAAGGCCAACUUAUAAAACUACAGAAACCAAGAGUCCAAUACUGCCCACCCCUUACCCCUGAGUGCUAUGAAUUCAACAAGAGAAAGUUAUGGACAGAACCAUUUAACAGUUUAAAUAAUGAUGAAAAAGGACAUUACUUCAAUGUGGAGUUGGGGCUACUUGCAACUUACUACAGCUAAAUGUAUGCAUUUUGUAAGAGAUCUACUGUUGGUCUCCUACUUUGUCGCAGCUAUUGAAAACCGUGCCUAUAGAUUAUGAAAGUGACCAUCACAAACCAGAUUAAACCCCCGUGUGUACUGAUAGAUUCAGAAGGUAGCUGUUUUGAUAGUUAGAGUCCAGUAACCCAUAGUAAAAUGGUCAGAGUUCAGAUAUCCCUGCUGUAUAGAAUCUAGAAAGGAUAUCAAAGCUUUCAAGAAUCAAUGCUCCUUUCGUCAGGUAUCUGAUGUUUAUACUCUGAAAACCUUGUUGGUCUCUAAGGUAUUACUGGACUUGGAUCAAGCUGAUCAUAAUGCAGUAUCCCAAGAAUUACUGCCAGCAAAAAGGUUGCUUGUGCUGAUGUACUGUAAAAUGGUUGGUUUCUGUCAGUAUAAUCCCAGAGUUGUACUUUUCAAAACCCAUUGACUCUGUUUAGGGUUGCACUGUCUAUUAAGCAUAUGAAAAAAUUCUUUUAAAAAAUUGCAGACAAAUGUGGGCUGCUAGUCGUAUAACACAAAGAAUUAAUAGUCGUAUAACACAAAGAAUUAAUGUCUGAAGGACACAUUUGAAUGGAUAUACGGUACAUUAGGUUGUAGCAUCAAGGCCCUAGAAGUGUUUCCAAAAAGGCCUUGGUUUUUUCACGGUGUAAGAACUAUAAAUUUUCAUCGCUUUGUUGUAUAAACCUGCUCUACAAGGAAAGUACCAUAGUAUCCCGUAUAGCUAAGCCACUGUGCCCAUAUCCCGUAUAGCUAAGCCACUGUGCCUGGGAAGAGAGAAAAAAAAAUCAAGGACGUAUUUCAUGAUCCUGUAACAGAAGUCACAAAUGCUUGCAUUGGUUGUUAAAAGAAUGUGAGAAACUGGGGUGGGGAAACCCACCAUACACAUACCCUAUUUUUAAUUUCAAAUGUAAAAAAAAUACUUUGCCUAGGAAAAAAACCCCUUCCUUUUGCAUUAGUUCUGGGCAUCCUAUCAAAUUUUUGUUAAUGUUCUUUGUGAUUUGGACAGAUGAUUCUAUUAUGUAUAGGCUAGAGUAGAGGCCUCAGUGGGAUUUUGGGGUUGAUUAAGGCUACGCUGUUUUAAUCAGGUCCAUAUUUUGCUAUAUAACUUGUGGCAUUGCACAAAACUUAAUUUUGAACUGAUUGAACUGAAACUUCUACAAGUUUACUGUUAUAUAUCCAAAGGUUUUCAUAAAAUGCGUUAAAUCUUACUAAUUCAAAAUCUUACUAAUAUAAGGGUAAAAUCAAGUUGCACUUUAGAAACCUUAUAGAAACUUGAUAAUUUCUGUGUCUGUAUAAUACACACCUGUAUUUUUUGCCUAUUUUUUUAAAAAAACCACUUUUCUAAAAA
This is a messenger RNA of Sphaerodactylus townsendi, 2731 nucleotides long. It is a transcript of the gene AMACR, whose product is annotated as alpha-methylacyl-CoA racemase. The coding region runs from base 53 to 1204 and encodes 383 amino acids. Gene Ontology annotation, biological process: bile acid metabolic process. The record is from RefSeq and is a predicted model, not a curated record. Gene Ontology annotation, molecular function: alpha-methylacyl-CoA racemase activity. The transcript is spliced from 5 exons. Gene Ontology annotation, cellular component: mitochondrion. Lineage: Eukaryota; Metazoa; Chordata; Lepidosauria; Squamata; Sphaerodactylidae.